UGGCAACUUUGUACGCGUCUACGAUUUGUUUCCGAAAAGGUCGUCGAUGACUUUGCGAUUAUACAAAAUUACAAAGAAAAAGUGUAACUGUUGUUGUGUCAUUGUAUAAAUACGUUUUUUAGUGAUAAAUAUACACAUUAUGGCCGGUGCAAUGUUAUUCGAGAGGUCACGCGUCUCAUCUUCGAACAGAGACGAAGACGUCCGCAUGACCGACAAAAUGGUUAGCACAGGUGAGCUGCCCGAAGAUGACGAAGAAAACAUAAGGGCCAAGGAGCAAGGCAUCCUGAACCUCGGUGAGAAAUACAAGAAGGAAGGUAAAGCGAAGGAAUUAGCGGAACUCAUAAAAGCGACGAGGCCGUUCUUGAGUUUGAUAAGUAAGGCAAAAGCAGCAAAACUGGUACGUUCAUUAGUCGAUUUCUUCUUGGAUUUAGAAGCUGGUAUCGGUAUUGAAGUUCAGCUUUGCAAGGAAUGUAUAGAAUGGGCGAAAGAAGAGCGCCGCACCUUCCUCCGACAAUCUUUGGAAGCGAGAUUGAUCGCGCUAUAUUUCGAUACUGGUAUGUAUACGGAUGCUUUGGACCUUGCCACUGCUUUAUUGAAGGAAUUAAAAAAGUUAGAUGACAAAAAUUUGCUUGUUGAAGUGCUUCUUUUGGAGAGUAAAACCUAUCAUGCCCUCAGCAAUUUGCCAAAAGCCCGUGCAUCGUUGACAUCCGCAAGAACCACAGCAAAUUCUAUCUAUUGUCCACCAAAAAUGCAAGCAGCACUUGAUUUGCAAUCUGGUAUCUUGCACGCGGCUGAUGAACGCGAUUUCAAAACUGCGUACUCAUACUUUUACGAGGCGUUUGAGGGUUAUGAUGGAGCAGACAGCCCAAAAGCGUUAACUGCAUUGAAAUAUAUGUUAUUGUCGAAAAUAAUGCUUAAUCAGGCUGAAGAGGUUGGUACAGUUUGUGGAAGUAAAGCCGCUCUCAAAUAUGCCGGUAAGGAUCUAGAUGCCAUGCGUGCAGUUGCUACUGCAUCACACAAGAGGUCCCUAGCCGAUUUCCAAGCUGCCUUAAAGGCUUACAAGCCAGAACUAGAGGAGGAUGCAGUGGUCCGUGCCCAUCUGGGUGCCUUGUAUGACACAAUGUUGGAACAAAACUUGUGUCGUAUUGUGGAACCAUACAUGAGAGUUCAAGUAGACCAUGUCGCACGCUGCAUUCGUCUCCCUGUCGUACAAGUAGAGAAGAAAUUGUCCCAAAUGAUCCUCGAUAAGAAACUCAAUGGAAUUUUAGACCAAGGUGAAGGUGUUUUGAUUGUAUUUGACGAGUCACCCCUGGAGAAAACUUAUGAAACAGUCUUGGAAACCAUCCACCAUAUGAGCAAAGUUGUGGACACUCUAUAUCAGAAAGCAAAGAAGUUAUCAUAGACUUGAAGCAUGUACAUUGUUGUAGACUUAACGGUUUAAAUAUAUCAAAUUAACAACCUUAAAUUUUCCGUUUUGAAUUAUUUUUUGUAACACUCUACUUAAACUGGGAUACAGCUAACAUAUUGUAUUAAAGAGAACAGAGAAAUAAAGCAAUAAUGAGUCUGAAAUAUUUACAUUUUUAAAUGUUACUGAUAUGAAUUACUAAUAUCUAAUUUGAUUACAUUCAUUUCUAACUUAAGCUAGUGAAAAUUAUAAUAUUCUGUUUUAAUUGAGAAUAAACGGUGUUCUCCGAA
Messenger RNA from Colias croceus (clouded yellow), 1695 nucleotides. It is a transcript of the gene Rpn6, whose product is annotated as 26S proteasome non-ATPase regulatory subunit 11. Gene Ontology annotation, cellular component: proteasome regulatory particle, lid subcomplex. NCBI's taxonomy places the organism in Eukaryota, Metazoa, Arthropoda, Insecta, Lepidoptera, Pieridae. The coding region runs from base 140 to 1402 and encodes 420 amino acids. Gene Ontology annotation, molecular function: structural molecule activity. The record is from RefSeq and is a predicted model, not a curated record. The transcript has a single exon. Gene Ontology annotation, biological process: ubiquitin-dependent protein catabolic process.